Molecule: messenger RNA, 2159 nt
Organism: Rhagoletis zephyria (snowberry fruit fly)
Lineage: Eukaryota; Metazoa; Arthropoda; Insecta; Diptera; Tephritidae
Product: P17/29C-like protein DDB_G0287399
Source: RefSeq, a predicted model, not a curated record
ACGAAAUUUCGACAGAGUCAUGACGCGCUCAAUAACAAAUAUUUUUGCUGUUCAAUCAAUAGCAUUCGAUGGUCAGUAAGUAGAUGUAUUCGCUACAAUGUAAGAGUAUGUGUUUAUAUAGUAUUUCGUCGCCGGAUAAUGACAACAGUGAAAACGUGGCUAGAAUAAGUGAAGUUUAAAGCAAUUAAAUUUGAAACAAAUUGAAAGGAAGCACAGGAAAUUGGUUGAAAGUGGCAGCUAAAAACGAAGAAAUUCGAUAAAAUUAAAUUAAAGAAAAAAUAAGAAACAAUAUUGGUUGUUUGUGAAAAGUGAAAAAAAUAUUAAUUGCAGGAAAUAAAAAUUUAUUUCAAACAAAAUCAAAAUGAAUUAGAGUGCUGUCUAAUGUAAUCAAUCAAGUGUUGUGAAAAUGUCAGCAACGUUACAAUACUACGGCAUGUAUUUGGCGAAAUAAUAACGAAAGGUUAACCAAUUGAAAAGUGGCAAAUACACAAAUGUUGCAGAGUGUACUUUUUUACAGUGCACUCUUUUCAAAUAUAACAAAACUCAAGUACUUUAUGUGGAACAGCUGAAUUCUGCUACAAAGUUGAGAAAAAGAUAAUGAAAAGCGCAAAAGUGUAAAUAAGCGCUUAUUCUCUGUAUCUUAAGACAGUGUUAUUAAUAAAAAAAAGAUAAAAAAGAUACUUAGCAGCGCUCCGAAGGACAUUGCAAGCGCAAAAAGUACAUGCUACAGCAUGAAAAUAAAAGCGAGGACUCAAAAGUCGUAGCCCUAAUUACAUGCAAUAACUUCUGCAAUUAACGCAACAAAAGCAAUUUACCUUACAAGCGCUGAUAAUUUGUCAAACUGGCUGCGAUUAUGAGUUGGAGCAAGACUGAAUUAUAGAUAAGCAACAAAAUGUGAACAGAGAUGAAAAAACAAAUAUCAGCUGCAGCCACAACAACAAAGAGUGUAACUUCAACUGCCAUCAUAAACAUAAACCAACAUUAAAUUAAGCAAGCGUUGCCAGCAGUGUGCGACACAAAACAACAACAAACGUAACACUUCAUACACGCAACAACGGCGCAUACAUAUAUUUAGCAACAGCAACAGCAGCUGCAGCAGCAAUAGCCAUAACCGCAUAUAGCGCUGCGUAGCGCAAUAAUGAUAAUGUUGCUACGUUAUAUUCACCUGCUGGCAACAACAACAACCGCACUAACAACCACCCUCAUACUCCUUGCAUGUAUUGGCGGCGGCGGCGGUAACAGCGGCUCAUUUGCCACAGCGGCAACGAACAGUCAAAAUGGCAAUACGAGAAAUUAUAGCCGCAGCGGACGUGAUAAUGGCGGCAAUGGCAAUGGCAGUGGCAUCAGCAGCGGCAGUAGCACAUCAGCUGUUUUUCGCGCGCUUGUCUCCGCUGCAGCUACAAAUUCAAUCUCCAUGCAAUCAGAUGCCUCAUUAGCAUCUGAUUCUAGCACUGUGCUAAUCUCUGGCCCAUCAUCAGCAUCAUCGGCAUCGUCGGCUUCGUCGUCAUUUGUCUCAUCUCCCUUUACAUCUGCCUCAUUGACCGCAGCCAAUUUGUUGUUGACGCAAUCACAUCAAUUGUCCGGCAUCAGUGAGGCAGCUGCUACCUCAUCGGCUGCCGCCUUGUUAACGUCAGCCUCCCUCACGGGUAGUUCAGGUUUAGGUGGCGGCAGUGGUGGUAGCAGUACUAGUAGCGGGAGUAGUAGUAGUGGGCGUAGCAGUCGUCAAAAUGUAGGCACUGGCGGCAUUACCAACAACAAUGUCAAUGGACAUGGUCAUGGCAUACAGGUUGAUCAACUGCCAGCGCAACUAUCGUCGCGCAUCAUACAUACACGCAACGGUGCCAUUUCCGGUGUUAUUGUACAGCUAGAAGGACGUCAUCUAGAUCCGGUGGAAGCGUAUCGUGGCAUACCGUACGCUUCGCCGCCUGUGGGCAAUUUGCGCUUUAUGCCACCCGUUUCGGCGGCCAUGUGGUCGGGUGUUAAGAAAGCGGACAGAUUCAGCCCAGUUUGUCCGCAACGCCUACCCGAUAUCGGCAAUGAGACAGCCGCUUUAGAGCGAAUGCCCAAGGGACGAUUGGAGUAUUUGAAACGUCUACUGCCAUAUCUGCAAAAUCAAUCGGAAGAUUGCCUUUAUUUGAAUAUUUACGUGCCCAUACAAG